AUUUUACCAAGCGUGUUGAACUGUCCACGUGAGGGUUCAGUGUAAACAAAUGUAGGGAGACGUUUGUGGGUGAAGAAAUUUCUGGCAAAGAAUUAAUUAUGGAACCACUUAUAGAGGCUGUUGUAGUUACAUCAAACAAUACUGGUGCAGAGUCAGUGCAGGUGUAUGAUGUGGCAACAGGUACCCACUUGAAGAGUUACAGAGGGGAUAUUGCAGCUCAGUCUACACUAUGCUUUGUAGGUCAAGCAGAAUAUCUGAUGGCGGCUGUCAGAGACAAGCCUUUCCUCCAAGCUUGGGCUCUUCCCCGUCACGAGACCUUGCAGAUAAGAUUAAUCGUUCCUGGAAAGGCUUGUGCAAUGGCUGUCAGCCCCAGUGGACCCAAAUACUGUGUAAUCGGUAUUGCUGAAAAGUUAACCGUAUACAAGCUUGUAACUGGACGCAUGAUCGGGGUGUCCAGUAGGCAUUACCAGCCAGUCACGUGUUUGAAGUUUACACCUUGUGGCAAUUAUUUUGCAUCUGGGGGAGAGGACGGCUUUGUCUACCUGUGGAGUCUAGGUUCUUUCAUAGAGACUUUGCACAAGCAGGAUGCUCCACAAGUACAACCACACUUCAUCUUGGGACAACAUUCAGAUAAGGUACAAUGA
This is a messenger RNA of Penaeus vannamei (Pacific white shrimp), 644 nucleotides long. Lineage: Eukaryota; Metazoa; Arthropoda; Malacostraca; Decapoda; Penaeidae. The record is from RefSeq and is a predicted model, not a curated record.